Wasmannia auropunctata (little fire ant) is the source of this 3592-nucleotide messenger RNA. It is a transcript of the gene eys, whose product is annotated as protein eyes shut. The record is from RefSeq and is a predicted model, not a curated record. NCBI's taxonomy places the organism in Eukaryota, Metazoa, Arthropoda, Insecta, Hymenoptera, Formicidae. Gene Ontology annotation, cellular component: plasma membrane; protein-containing complex. Gene Ontology annotation, molecular function: calcium ion binding. The transcript is spliced from 16 exons. Gene Ontology annotation, biological process: establishment or maintenance of epithelial cell apical/basal polarity; heterophilic cell-cell adhesion. Bases 31 to 3555 code for a protein of 1174 amino acids.
UAUACACGGCCUAUGCCGCGCUAGCGAUAUAUGCCUAUGGCAUAUCGUAACUGGUGUACACAGGGAUUGUCGAAAGUGCCGUGUUUCUCGACGACUCGCGUUUUCCCUUUUUUUUCUAUUGCCCACCGUCGCACAGAAAUGGGAAGGUAUGUAGGGCUACUUAGACUGGCUUAUAAGUGGAGUUACGAUUCAUCAUCUGAGAAGACCACGUGUAAAAAUAUUUUUACUCUGGUAGUACUGUCGACCGUGAUUACGGUGUUUGCAUUAGGAUCGGAUUGUAGCGGGGAUCCUUGCAUGUAUGGAAUUUGUUUGGACAACGAGACCAGCACUUAUUCUUGUUACUGCAUCGAUGGUUACACGGGGAUUAAUUGCGAAAUUAAUUGGGACGAAUGCUGGUCAGAUCCUUGUCUUAAUGGUGGCACAUGCAACGACGGCGUUGCCGCAUAUAAUUGCACCUGCCUCGACGGUUUCGUAGGUGUAAAUUGCGAGCAAAGAUAUAGCGAGUGUUCGAAUCAUCCGUGUCUCAACAAUGGUACAUGCGUCGAUUAUGAUGGCAUCACUUGCCAAUGUUUGGAUGGAUACUCAGGAGAAUAUUGUGAGAUCGACGCCUCGGUCUGUAACGAGACAAUGUGCAAAAAUUCCGGCGAAUGUAUCGAAGGACCCGGCUUCUCAUUUUAUUGUCGUUGUCGCGAAGGGUGGACCGGUGUUCUCUGCGAGGAGGACGUUGACGAAUGCUUGGAAUCACCAUGCAGAAACGGUGGACUCUGCAUCAAUAUUCCAUCUUCCUAUACUUGCGCUUGUUUAUUCGGUUUUACCGGUAAAGAUUGCGACAAGGCAAUCGUGCCAUGUAAGGAUAAUUCUUGCCAAAACGGAGCAGUGUGUCUACUGGAGGACGACCGUCCAGUUUGUUACUGCGUGCCCGAUUAUCACGGUGUACUUUGCGAGCUAAGAUACGACGAUUGCGAAUCAAAAUUCGCGCAAUGCGACAACGGAGGUACCUGUAUCGACGGUAUUAAUAGCUUCACUUGUUCGUGUCCACCGAAUUACGGUGGUCCCAUGUGCGAGUACAGUUUUCCCUCGACGACCACUCUGAAAAUUGGAGACACAUCUGAACGAGGAACGAGUCCAGUUAGAGCUACAACUGCCGCAGUUUUGCCUAAAGAAUCGACUUCGUUAGUGGACACAUCUGUGUCUUUAUCGUCCACAUCGACUAUCAGCUUCGCUACUUACUCGACGUCCCCGAGAACAAGUAGUUCGCCUUUUACGAAGAAAUAUACGAUUAUGGAGAAGACUACGACGUCAAGAUACGAGGGCGAGAGUUCUAGUGUUAGCAGCGAUAGCAGUGUUUUUCUUACCGAAGUUCCAUCAACGAGUUCGACUCGAGUUGAUCUCGUUACACCGAAGCCCGUAACGAUACCGUCGUCCGUUGGUACUGAAGGCUACUUCCAUAAGACUGAGAGAGAGGGUACCGAAAUUUAUUUGCCAACCGGGAGAUCGAUUCACGACGGCGACGUUACUAAGGAGCCUGAUGACUAUGAUCAGACAACAAAGAUACGUCCGCCGGUUUCUAGCAGAGUGGACGGAGAUGUAACGGAAUACACGACAAGUUCUAGUUAUCAACCUACAAUAGACACGGAUAAAGGCCGAAAGGACGAUAAAACUACUACUGCCACAAGUGCUAUUAUGGAUCACGCUACCGAUGUAACACUUUCCAUCGAUACGACAUUCCGAUACACGACGGAUUCCAUACAAAAUAGGACGUACGAUCUUGGAACUACAAUCAUGGAUACACCAAGAACUGUUCUACCUUUAACUACCUCAUCGACAUUGCCAUCGGUCUUAUCUUCGACCAUCAGUUUUGACACUUCCACGGUACCCUCCUCGUUAACAUCCACCAGCGUAACUUCGUUAAGUCAAACUACUGUUACUGGCAUCGAAGUUAGUACCACAGAAAUCGGCGCUUGUCGCGGAAAUCAGUGUUCCACAAGUACUACAGUGUUAACUCCGCAAAAUAUUACCGAAUAUGCCGAUGGCUGCAAGACGGAUUCGACUAUCACGCAAGCGGCUUUUAAUGGCAAAUCUUUCGUUAGACAACGCGUCGAAGUAAUCACUGCCAAUAGGAGCGCGACGCUCCGAAUUUACGUUAAGCUUAGAACGGCAUUUAAAAAUGGAAUAAUAUUACACGUUUACUUUGACAACGAGAGAUAUUCUUUGGUAUACUUGGAACUUGGAUCAUUGAAGUUCCAGUUUUCCUGCGGCCUAGAAACUAUGUUACUCGGUGAAAUCGAUGCUAUUAUCGAUAAUGGAUACGAAGUGGGCAUCGAUAUGAGCUUUCAAUAUGUUGCCAAUGAUGAAAACGAGAAAUGUUUCGCCAAAUUGCUGGUCAACGGCACUAUGGCCGUGACCGGCGAACAAAUACUGCCACAGCGAGGAAUGGUCCCAAAAUACGCUAAUUUGUACAUAGGAGGUAUUCCAUUAACGUUCUCACAUUACUUUCCUCACGUAGCUAUGGGAUUCAUUGGUUGCAUGGAUUCCCUGAAGGUGAAUGGCAUUACGCGACAUUUCAUUCACGAUUCUCUAGAAACGUUCCAAAUCGAAGAAUGCACAUCAUUUUUGUGUUUAUCGAACCCAUGUCAGAAUUUUGGUGCGUGUGAAGAAAGCGAGGGAAGAAUUCGUUGUAAAUGUAUAGCAGGAUAUACUGGACCUUUGUGUGAACAUUCGGCAUGCAACGACAAUCCCUGCUCGAUGGGUGCGACAUGCGUAAGCUCGCCGGGAACUGGUUUCAUCUGCGUCUGUCCGCUCGGCAGUCGUGGGCUUUUCUGCGAAGAAGAUGCCGUCCUAGUGCGGCCGGCCUUCUCGGUCCUCGUCCCUGGCUUCGCGUCGUACAUCGCUUACGGCUUGUCUACUUCGAUAAAGGACACAAUGGAGCUGAAGCUGCGACUCAUCCCGCGCACGUUCGAUCAAAUCUCUCUGAUAGCGUAUCUCGGACAGAGAAGCUCGCGCCGUGAUGUCUCGGAUCAUCUAUCGAUAACGUUCGUGCGCGGCUACAUUAUGCUUACGUGGGAUUUAGGCUCCGGAGUGCGAAGAAUCUUCACUAGCGAUUCGUUGACCUCUCUAAGCGUGGCAGGAUCGGCUGGUAAAAGUAAAACGUAUACUCUUCGUAUCGGAAGGAGAGGCAAGGAAGCGUGGCUUGCUGUGGAGGGUCUCAAAAACGUGACUGGUCAGGCGGUAGGAUCUAUGACUCAACUCGACGUAUCGCCUGUUCUCUAUAUCGGUGGUUACAAGUCCAAAAAUUUCGAAACGUUGCCGCACGACCUUCCUCUACAUACCGGCUUCUCCGGAUGUAUAUUCGACGUCGAAUUGCGUACAGACACGACGAUUCUUCCGCUGACCGGUUCCAGUCCUGCCACCGGCCGCGGCGUAGGCGAAUGCAAUCGCAACGAAUGCAUUCGUCACUCGUGCAAGAACGGUGCGGUAUGUUUACAUCAUGGAGCAUCGUACAGUUGCAUUUGUACAAAGGAAUGGGUUGGGCCCGACUGUUCCAUUCCUAUUUAAUUCGUCGCUGGAAACGUUCCUCUAGAUGCGCGUAGAG